CAUCUUCUUCGCUUCUCAAUCUUAUUUUUUUUACUCUCUCUACAUACAUACAUACAUCUAUAUCUAUCUAUAUCUAUACACCUGUAUCUAUAUUCCGUUGAUCCAUCGCCCUACUGUAAUCAUGAGUGAUGAAGGAGAAAAGACGUGUCCACUUUGUGCCGAAGAGAUGGAUUUGACUGAUCAGCAGCUCAAGCCUUGCAAAUGUGGUUAUGAUAUCUGUGUUUGGUGUUGGCACCACAUAAUGGAUAUGGCUGAAAAGGAUGCUACAGAAGGGAGGUGUCCUGCAUGUCGUACCCCUUAUAAUAAGGAAAAAAUAGUAGGGACGGCAUCCAAGUGUGAAAGAUUGGUGGCCGAAAUGAGUGUGGAGAAGAGACAGAAGUCACAGAAGGGAAAGACUAAAGCAUCUGAAGGCAGAAAGCAGCUUAGUAGUGUGAGGGUUAUACAACGAAAUCUUGUUUAUAUUGUUGGAUUACCUCUUGAAUUAGCAGAUGAAGAUCUUUUGCAACGGAAAGAAUAUUUUGGUCAGUAUGGGAGGGUGCUGAAGGUUUCUAUAUCUCGGACAGCUGCUGGUGCUAUUCAACAUUUUGCAAACAAUACUUGUAGUGUAUAUAUUACUUACUCAAAGGAGGAUGAAGCGGUUCGAAGUAUACAGUCAGUACAUGGGUUUAUUUUGGAGGGUAGACCUUUGAGAGCCUGUUUUGGGACCACAAAAUAUUGCCAUGCAUGGCUAAGAAGCACGCCUUGUACCAAUCCUGAUUGCUUGUAUUUGCAUGAGUUCGGAUCACAAGAGGAUAGCUUCACCAAAGAUGAAGGAAUUUCAGAAUAUACAAGGGGUAGAGUUCAGCAAGUUACCGGUGCUACACAUGAAAUGCAACGACGUGCGGGAAAUAUAUUACCACCUGCAGCAGAUGACUAUUCUAAUAACAGCACUUCAUGGGCAAAAGCUAUUAGUAAAAGUACUACAAAUGAUCCACCAAGUAGUAUGAAAGUUUCCCCACCAAAUAGUUUGAAAGUUUCUCCGCCAAAUAGUAGUUCUGGGAGAUUCGCAGCUCUUCCUGCAGCAGCCUCAUGGGGAACACGUGCUUCAAAUAGUCAACCUCUUGCUGCAAAUGCAUUGAGUUCUAAUGGACCUUCUAAACAAAAGAUGGACACUAGUACUAUGUUAUCGGUUUCAACAGCACCGGUGAGUCCUUCACAUGCCAGUGAGAUGCUAAAGAAGUGUAGCGGAGAAAGCCCAACUGCUAAUGGAAAAGGUAAGCUAGAACAAACAGAAUCUGAAAAUCAGGUUAUGGGCACAAACCAUCAUACAACGGCGUGCGAGAAGCCUGCUAUGGACAAUGACUUGGAUGUUUCUGAUGAAGUAAAAGUUCACCAUUUAUCAUCCGACAUGUCAUCACUCAGCGUUGGGGCAAGCCAUUCAUCACAACCAUGUGAUGAUGAGAAACUUCCAGAAGCGUCCCCCUCAAAUCAAGCAAUCAAGGCCUCCGAUCCAACCGUAAUUGAUUAUGUUACAGAAUAUUCUUGGAAUAAAGUACAAGAAGUGGCAAUCAGUGAGGCUGAAGCGGACUUAUUAUCUUUUAAUGAUCAGAGGCUUAGGGACCCAGAAGUUGUUACAAACACACAUACACAUACAGGCUAUACACAAAAUAUGCCUCAAUCAUCUCUAUUAAAUAGCACUUUGGGUUAUUCUCAUUCUCCCCGUCAGCAAUAUGUCUCUGUUAAUGGCAGUUUAGAUCCUUCAUUUGGGAAUCAGAAUUUUGAUAAAGGGUCCUUUUCAAAUACAGUUAGUAUGCCGGUAGCUAAUGGGCACUCUUCAAAUCUAGAUGGUGAUUCAUUCUUUGAAGCCUCUAAUGGGCAUUCUUACUAUUCUGCUACCGAAGGGAGUAGGAAACAAAUGGGAAUGUUCGAUGAUAGAGUAACAGUUGUGUCAAAUGGGGAUCACAAAAGUACCUUAGAUUUAGGAGAAAACAGUAUAAUAUCUAAUAUUCUGUCGAUGGAUUUCGACCCUUGGGAUGAAUCGUUAACCUCUCCUCAAAAUCUGGCUAAAUUUUUAGGUGACAGUGAUAAACAUCUGGGGUCUCAGAGGGUUUCAAGCUCAAGGAAAACACAAAACUGCAAUCAGUCGCGGUUCUCAUUUGCAAGAGAGGAUGACGAAUCCAUAGAUAAUGGAUCAAAUUUCACACAUAAUUUAAGUGAUUUUGGGCCUGGCGUUGGCAAUCGGAACUUUAACCGUGAUUUUCACAGUAACUCAGAUGCUUAUCUGGGCCAAGUUAGCAAUUCGAAUGGUUUCUCUUCUUUUAAUUUCGAGGAAUCUGAUCGUACUGCUAGCCAUCAUUCUUCUAUGUCCAAUAAAGUUCCAGUUUCGAGGUCCCAAAUUUCUGCACCUCCUGGAUUUAUGGGCCCCAGCAGAGCACCACCUCCAGGCUUUACCUCUAAUGAGAGGAUGGAACAGACUUAUGAUAACCUAUCUGGCAAUCAUAUGUAUGACAGUUCCUUGUUACUGAGAAAAGUGCAUCAAGCACCAGCUCCUGUAUAUAAUGGUGGUGUUGGUGACCUUGAGUUUAUGGACCCUGCAAUUUUGGCAGUUGGUGGUAGAGUUCCUGGUGGGCUGAAUAGUCCAGGGUUAGACAUGAGAUCAAACAUUCCUUCACAACAUACUUCUUUUGAAAAUGAUAAUAAUAGGCUGCGACUUUUGAUGCAAAGAUCCUUCACUCAGCAAAACCACAGAUUUAGUGAGCUAGGGGAUAAUUUAUCUUUUCCCCAGAGAACAGAUUCUUAUGGAGUUCCUUCUAGAAUGGUAGAACAGAACAAUCGAUCCCUUUAUCCACAGCAGCAGGCUAAUUUCCAACAGCCGAGGAUGUCAAAUGGGCAUUGGGAUAGUUGGAAUGGGGUUCAAAGUGGAAAUGAUAUUGCAAUGGCAGAGCUUCUAAGAAAUGAGAGACUGGGGUUCAAUAAAUAUUAUUCAGGUUAUGAAGAUACAAAGUUCAGGGUGCCAAGUUCAGGUGAUUUGUAUAAUAGAACAUUUGGAAUUUGAUUUUCGAAGGAUCUAACUUGCUGGCCUGGUUGGUGGUCUGAGCUUGUUGGGCAUGUGAUGUGAGACGUUGCACCCAGAAAUGGUACGGUAUGGCUGAUUCAUCUUCAUUUGAUUGGUGAAAGAUUGAAUUUUCUGAAACAAGGGCUUCAGAAACCAGCAGCAGGCAUAGCUAGUUAUGAGAUUGAGGACCUUGUUCCAGAAGUCGAGUGGAGGAUAUGCUGUACAUAACCAUCAUUUAAUCCGGGUGAUUCUCCAGUUAAAUAAUCUUCGUGUUCUCUCUAGUUUCUAUCAGUGUGAAGAUAACCAAGUUAAUUUGCAUCAAAUGGUCGUAAAGUGGGUUUUUUAUUUACAUGAAUUAACAUUCUUUGUGGCGUGAUUAAACCAAUUAUACUACAUAUACAUUUCUAUACAUGAAUUUAAGUGAAUUCAUAAAUUUCCCAAGUUCAGUUUA
Messenger RNA from Erigeron canadensis, 3485 nucleotides. RefSeq lists its product as uncharacterized. The record is from RefSeq and is a predicted model, not a curated record. Gene Ontology annotation, cellular component: CCR4-NOT complex. The transcript has 14 exons. Bases 122 to 3034 code for a protein of 970 amino acids. Gene Ontology annotation, molecular function: RNA binding; ubiquitin-protein transferase activity. Gene Ontology annotation, biological process: protein ubiquitination. Lineage: Eukaryota; Viridiplantae; Streptophyta; Magnoliopsida; Asterales; Asteraceae.